AUCUUUAUUAUAUCUAGGGUCUUAGGGUCACUAAACACCACAAUGGACUUCCCACUUUGUGAAUUGCACAAUUUGCUCAUAUUAAAUUUUUGUGUUGCCUUCUUCAUGUGCAGCAGCACGGAAUAACUAAAGACAGCGAAGGAUUUUCAUUUCAAUGACGACUACCUUUACCUGGUCCUUUUUUUCCUUGGUGAAGGAAAGAUUCCUUGCAUGAUGAGUUACACCAUAUGGUACUUAUCAAGACUCCAUGGGUCUACGAAUCUAGCCAUACAACAGGACAGAAAAUACAUAGUAUUCCCGUUACAUACUUGAAGUAAAGUACAGAAAGUUACAGUAUUUAUAACUCAACCAAAAAUGACCUAGAGAAUCAUUAAGAGAGUUUAAAAAUAUAUAUAUAUCCCUGUAAAUUUACAUCAUGUGAAAUUCAAAAGAAUGGUGAAAAAAUAUUUGUGUGGAAAAGAUAACGAUAGUGUAAUUGAUCAACAGGCUAGUAUACAAUAAAUUUAACUGUAACGCAAUUCCAUCUUUAAAACCAGGCUGAUCUGAGUUUCCUUCCCCAAUAAUUGAAGGCCUGAGGGAUAUUUUUUUCAUUUCUCAUACUCGGAAAGUAAUGUUAUUUUGAUCUGCUUAUUGGGUGGAAAAUGCUGCUUCCCCCCAUAGGGAGGGAAAAACUCAUACAAAUUACUUCCCACCUAAGGGCCGGAAUGAACUUUAAAAAUAGAACUGCUGUCAGCUGUGAAAAGUUUUAUGUAAAAAACAGCCAGUAUGAACUUAGCGCAAACUUCUUUGAGCGGAAUAAGCCGCAACAAUUACGCGGUGUGGGUAAAUUCGAAUGUACCACAUGUAAGAGAAAGUUCAAAGAUGGCUCCAACUUGAAUAGACACGAGCUAACACAUACCAAAGAUAAAUCAUUCAUUUGUGUUGGUUGUCAAAAUAGAUUUGCACAGUCAGGUUCACUGCAACGACAUCAAAAGAAAUGCAGAGCUUAUCUAAAUCUAAACAUAAUUGAAGACAAGUCUAUAAGGAAGAACUAUUGCCGCGUUUGUGGUAUGGUGUUCAAGUAUAAAAGUGCUUUGCUGGAACACUGUGUCAGGCAACAUUCAAAUUCAAAUAAUAGUGACAAUGAGCAAAACACAAUAAAUGUUGACACAAACAGAAUGGUAGACAAUAUAGUUGAUGACAUACUCUCAGCUGAGGAUGACUACAUGACAAUGUCCACAUCUCAAGAUCUCAUGAGUUUCUCAAGUGUACAGACUCAGAACUAUACUGCGCCUGGCUACGAGAGUUUAAUGCAAGUUGAAUUACUCAAAGAGAUGAAUCAACUGCACUCUCUAGAUGAUGAGCUUCUAUAUAAUGAUUUGUACUUUGAUGGUCUACAAAGUAAUCAGACAUUCAAUAUGAAUACAAAUGAUAUUGAUUAUAGUACAGAUAAUACAGAGUUAUUCGAAUAUGUGAAUGAAAACAAAAAUAUUGAUCAGGAUUUUCUAAACACUCUGAGCUACACAAAAGAUAGUAUGCAGGAUGAAUUGCUAAAUUUAAAUAGCACUGAUAGAAACCAACCAUUGACAUUAACUGAAGAUUGUGCUACUAUAUUUGAAAGUGAUGUCGAUUUAGAAGUAAGUACGAAUCUUGCAGCAAACUUAAACCAACUGAUUGGUGAAAACAGUGUGCAAUAUAUAUCUACUGAAGAUGAUGACACAUUUAUAAUAAGCCUGAAUAGUGAAAUUGAUGCCGCUAGACUAACAGAUAUGUUGAACAAGGUUGAAGUAGUGAAUAAGAUUGAUGAGUCAGAGUAUAUGCCUGAAGUAAGCGACAAGAGUCAUCUUCUUGAAUAUAUAGUGCCAUUUAUUAAGCCGACAGAUAAGUGUGAGAAAACCGAAGUUGAGAAAAAAGUUAAGACGAAACCGCUUUACUUCUGCAACACUUGUGGUAAAAUAUUCAAGAAAAAGGAUAAUUUUAAAUCUCAUUUAGCCACGCACGACGCGUCACUCCGGCGGCACGGCUGCCCGGUGUGCGGGCGCCGCUUCGGGUACCGCUCGUCACUCAACAAGCACGUGGCGGCCGCCCACGAGCCUCGCACGCGGCCCGACCACGCCUGCUCCGUGCAGCGCUGCGACAAGCACUACCCCACCGCCUGGCAGUUAAAGAAUCAUAUCAAGAGAGACCACGAGAUGGCGCUUAAGUGGGUGUGCGAGCGGGACGGCUGCGGGAAGAAGUUUUACAAGAAGAGCGAUCUAGUCGUGCACACCAGGUACCACACGGGCGAGCGGCCGUACCAGUGCGAGUCGUGCCAGGUAACGUUCGGGCAAGUGUCGCACCUCAGACGGCACCGCAAACGCCUCCGGUGCGCCAAGUACCACAGGGGCGAUCGGCCGUACCAGUGCGAGUCGUGCCGGCAAACGUUCCGGCGAGUGUCCCAUCUCAGAGAGCACCGCGAACAGCUCCGUUGCGCCAAAUCGGGUGGUUGUCGAAAAAAUGAUUCACUGUUGCAGAAGCCGAAGAAAGAAAUUGUGACGACUUGAAGUAAAGAAACUGGGCGGCUGGCUGGCUUGCAGUAAAUAGAGCACGGCAAUACUUCAAGCCGGCCUACAUUCUAGGGCUGUACAAAGCGCAGGUCCGGCCACACAUGGAGUAUUGCUGUCAUCUCUGGUUUGGUGCACCCCAGUAUCAGCUCGAUCCAUUUGACCGCGUGCAACGCAGAGCAGCUCGAAUUGUCGGGGACUCAGUGCUCUGUGAACGGCUGGAUCACUUGGCGUUGCGUAGAGACGUCGCUUCAUUGUGUGUCUUCUAUCGCAUUUAUCACGGGGAGUGUUCCGAUGAGUUGUUUUACCUGAUUCCUGCCGCCGAAUUCCACCUUCGCACGACACGCCACAAGUUAGGAUAUCAUACCCACCAUCUGGACGUGUGGCGGUCCUCCACAGUGCGGUUUUCAAAGAGCUUUCUUCCAUGUACUAUAAAGUUGUGGAAUGAACUUCCUUGUGCGGUGUUUCCGGGACGAUAAGACAUGGGUACCUUCAAAAAAAGCGUGUACACUUUCCUUCAAGGCCGGUCGCUCCUGUGAUCCCUCUGGUGUUGCAAGAGAAUGUGGGCGGCGGUGAUCACUUAACACCAGGUGACCCGUAGGCUCGUUUGUCCUCCUUUUCCAUAAAAAAGAAAAAAAAAAGAAAGCAAAACAAAAAUCUAGUUUUACUUUAUACAUUGAACUCCGACUCUGUUAUUAUUAUUAGGAGAAUUUAACUUUUUAUUUAGUGUUCUUAUGUACAGUAAUUUUGUAAGUUCUUUUUAUAAUUAAUCUGGUUUAAUAAAUAGUUAUUAUUAUCAUGA
Leptidea sinapis is the source of this 3324-nucleotide messenger RNA. RefSeq names its product zinc finger protein 573-like. The record is from RefSeq and is a predicted model, not a curated record. Gene Ontology annotation, biological process: regulation of transcription by RNA polymerase II. Gene Ontology annotation, molecular function: RNA polymerase II transcription regulatory region sequence-specific DNA binding; DNA-binding transcription factor activity, RNA polymerase II-specific. The coding region runs from base 642 to 2522 and encodes 626 amino acids. Gene Ontology annotation, cellular component: nucleus. The transcript has 9 exons. NCBI's taxonomy places the organism in Eukaryota, Metazoa, Arthropoda, Insecta, Lepidoptera, Pieridae.